AUGGAUGAGGUCAAUGGAUUGGAAAUGUCCCAUUGCGACGAGAUGGGCAACAAAGAGUUGGCAGCUCUCGUGGACACGCUUUUUCCCUUUUCCCUUUUUACUUUUUCAUUCAUGCUACAAUCCUUCAUCAAGUCUGUGGGGCUUGCUCCCUUGGAUGCCUAUGUUGAACCACGCAUAUCUAUUGGGAAUGCUGUAUACGAUCGUGAACUAUCUACUGGCAACUUUAAGGUGCAUAUGGAUGCACAAGCAAGAGCUCUCAUUAUCAAGAACAGCAAGGGUCGAGUAAUAUGGAAAUCUCUCCAUAACAUUCCUUUUCUUUUGUCAAGUAUCGGCGAUGAUGAAAUAACCACGGAGCCCUACAACGAUGCGCUUUACAAGAUUGUGGAACAUGACGAGCACAUCACCCGACUUCAAACCAUUACCCGCAUUGAAACCAGCAAUAACCAAGUACGCAUCUAUGGUGGCCUUGGCACCAAGAUAUCUCCACAAACGCACUUGGAUUACGAGUUCAUCCUCGAGGAAUUAUCACCCAACCAGCUCCAUUUCACAGCACGCAUUGUCAAUCGAGAUACACCCAUGGCCAAUUAUCAGCGACUUUUGUUGGUCUUUGAGAGCCACAAGGACGAAGAUUUUUAUGGAUUUGGUGAACAAUUUACGUAUGGAUCACUCAAAGGACACAAAGUCCCUAUUAUGAUCAGAGAACGAGGUCACGGUCGAGGUGGGCCACAGACAUCAUCUUUCAUCAAUUCAGCAGUCAGCUUUGUCGAGGGCUACUUUGGCGGUGAUGAUGGCUAUUGUAGUUCUACCUUGUCGGUUCCACAAUACAUCACAUCGGAUCGACGAUGCCUGUUUCUUGAGACGUCCGAGUAUACAAGCUUCAACCUUACUGAUCCGGAUCGUGUCACAGUGCGCAUUGACGCUAGUGAAAUGGCAGGACGCAUUGUGGAUGGCGAAUCCAUGCUGGAAUUGAUCACUGAAUAUACAUCCUAUUGUGGUCGUAUGGCACCGUUGCCUGAUUGGGUGAAUGAAGGUGUGGUUGCUGGUAUCUCUGGUGGCAAAGACAAAGUGCAUCAAAUCGUGCAGCAACUUCAACAACAUGAUACGCCUUUGGCAGCUGUAUGGAUUCCGGAUUGGUGUGGUCAACGUGUACAAUCUUUGACACCCAACGUGGCAUUGAAGCGUUUAUGGUGGAAUUGGGAAGCUGAUGCGAAUGCGUAUCCGGAUUGGAAGGCCUUUGUCAAAGAACUCACCAACGACAAAAAUGUGCGCGUGCUCACUUACAUCAACCCAUUAUUGACAACCACCCAAAAACCAGGAACACAACGUGACCUAUUUCAGGAAGCAGCCAACAAGCAGUAUUUGGUGCGUGCACCCAAUCAGCAGCCUUACAUUGUGCACAGUGGUGGUUUGGAGGCAGGGUUAUUAGACCUUACCAAUCCUGAAGCAAGAGAAUGGUUCAAGGGUGUGCUCAAGGACCAAGUAUGGGAUGCUGGAAUUUCAGGAAUGAUGGUGGAUAGUGGCGAAGAGCUUCCUUAUGAUGCAAGAAAGAUCAUCCUCAAGGAAAACAAGCCUCCAAGCACAUACCAUAAUCUCUAUGCUGAAAUGUGGGCCAAGUUGAAUCAAGAGGUUAUGGAAGAGCAGUCUCUUGAUGAUGAUGCUGUCUGCUUUUAUCGAGCUGGUUAUACACGCUCUCCACAAUACAUGUCGUUGGCGUGGACAGGGGAUCACAAUGUAUGCUGGGAUCAAACCGAUGGAUUGAAAGGCGCUGUGGCUGCCAUGCUUUCAGGUGGAUUUUCUGGUUUUACGCUUACGCAUUCGGAUAUUGGUGGCUACAAUACCAUUGAAGGACAAUUAAGAGGUGCUAGCAUGACACGCUCACGCGAGUUGCUUUACCGAUGGAUGGAAUUGGCGGUAUUUACAGCCAUGUAUCGGACUCAUGAAGGCAUCCUUCCCGAAAGAAAUGCUCAAUUUUAUGACAAUGAUGACACCUACACGCACUUUGCACACAUGGCCAAAUUGUACGUUGCGCUAGCUCCUUAUCGAAAAAAGCUUAUGCAAGAAGCUCAUGAGAAAGGCUGGCCGAUGAUGCGUCAUCUUGUAUUGUACUACCCACACGAUGCCACUGUCAGGCAACUUUGCUACACGCAAUUCUUGUUUGGACCCGAUCUUUUGGUAGCACCUACCUUGUCGCCAUCAGCGUCCUUUGUCAAGGUGUACUUUCCACAGGAUUCCCGCGAUGUCUCAUGGCGUCAUGUAUGGUCUGGUAAAUAUUUUGAAGCGGAUGGAAGCUACAAAACGGUGGACACUCCCCUUGGUCAACCUGCCAUGUUCAUCAAAGAGCCACGUCAAGACAACGGGUUGCUAAACAACCUGGUGGAUUUUGCAAACACCUAUUGUGAUUACGUAGCCAAUGUAAAAUAA
Messenger RNA from Lichtheimia ornata, 2421 nucleotides. RefSeq lists its product as uncharacterized. Lineage: Eukaryota; Fungi; Mucoromycota; Mucoromycetes; Mucorales; Lichtheimiaceae. The transcript is spliced from 9 exons. The record is from RefSeq and is a predicted model, not a curated record. Gene Ontology annotation, molecular function: hydrolase activity, hydrolyzing O-glycosyl compounds; carbohydrate binding. Gene Ontology annotation, biological process: carbohydrate metabolic process. Bases 1 to 2421 code for a protein of 806 amino acids.